AUGAAGCUCUCUCGUGUCGCAGUCGUUGGCCUCCUCUUUGUGGCCGCCCGUACCACCCAAGUCAAUGCCCAAGAGGCCUCCGACAAAACCUUAUCGAUCGACGAGGCCGCUGCGUCAACGUCGUUCUCUUCGGCGACUGCCGACUCUGAAUCCAUGUCUGCCACGGCGCCGGCGAUUGAGUCAGCAUCCGGUUCGGAAACCGGCAGUCUCUUCUCUCAAAGCUCGGAGACGGAGGGUCUAUUCACGUACGACUCGCCGAUGCAGAGUCCCGAUGCCUAUGGACCCGCACCGGUUGAACCCAUGGUCGGUGGAUAUGGCAGCAUCGACCACCUCUGGUGGGACAACCAAGACGUCGCGCAACCGGCCAUGGAGGCGGGAGCGACGGAAGAGCAAGUUCGCUCGAUUCUUACCGAAGUGAGCGGCACAUCGUCCCAUGACGACAUCACGUCUGCCGUCAUCGCCGCCGGUGUCGGAGAAGAGCUUGUCCCUUCUGUCGUCUACGCUUUCGAGUCUGCGUGGCAAUCUUCCGGUUAUGACCUAUCUCCCCCCAAUGACAGCCCGUCGUAUGCCACGCCGGCCCCGGUGCUUGAAGUCAUCCAGGCGGCGAUUGAAGCCGGUGCCACGCCCCAGCAAGCCGCUGUCAUCGCUGUCGCGGCCGACACGGGUGCUAGCCUCAACGCUAUCGUCGAAACGGCCAUCGCCGUCGGUGUCAGCCCGUCGGUCGCCGCUGCUGUCGCCUCAGCUGCCGACUCUGCGGCGGGCUCGGGUGCCGAUGCCGUCACCAGUGCUCCUAUCGCUGAAGUCAUCGAGGCUGCCAAGGAGGCUGGUGCGUCGCCGGCCCAGGCUGCCGCUCUGGCCGAUGCUGCGUCGUCGGGUGUCGCGGGCAGCGACCUCGUCGCCGUCGCCUUGCAGGUCGGUGUCAACGCGUUGGAUGCCGUGAACGUCGCCGCUGCUGUCGAGAUUGCGGUUGAGACGCCUGCGCCUAUCAUCGAUAUCAUCCAAGCUGCGCUCGACUCGGGUGCGAGCCUCGGCCAGGCCGCUGCUAUCGCGGUAGCCGUCAACUCGGGUGGCUCGCCUGCCGAGGUGCAAAUCGCGGCGAUCGAGGCCGGUGCUCCGCUCUCGGUUGCGUCGGCGGUCGCCUCGGCCGUAUCGUCGUUCACGCAGUCGACGGCGGGUUCGUCGGAUGCCACGCCGGCCCCGGUGCUUGAAGUCAUCCAGGCGGCGAUUGAAGCCGGUGCCACGCCCCAGCAAGCCGCUGUCAUCGCUGUCGCGGCCGACACGGGUGCUAGCCUCAACGCUAUCGUCGAAACGGCCAUCGCCGUCGGUGUCAGCCCGUCGGUCGCCGCUGCUGUCGCCUCAGCUGCCGACUCUGCGGCGGGCUCGGGUGCCGAUGCCGUCACCAGUGCUCCUAUCGCUGAAGUCAUCGAGGCUGCCAAGGAGGCUGGUGCGUCGCCGGCCCAGGCUGCCGCUCUGGCCGAUGCUGCGUCGUCGGGUGUCGCGGGCAGCGACCUCGUCGCCGUCGCCCUGCAGGUCGGUGUCAACGCGUUGGAUGCCGUGAACGUCGCCGCUGCUGUCGAGAUUGCGGUUGAGACGCCUGCGCCUAUCAUCGAUAUCAUCCAAGCUGCGCUCGACUCGGGUGCGAGCCUCGGCCAGGCCGCUGCUAUCGCGGUAGCCGUCAACUCGGGUGGCUCGCCUGCCGAGGUGCAGAUCGCGGCCAUCGAGGCCGGUGCUCCGCUCUCGGUUGCGUCGGCGGUCGCCUCGGCCGUAUCGUCGUUCACGCAGUCGACGGCGGGUUCGGCGGAUGGUGCUUCUUUGUUUACAGACGGUUUCCUCGCCGCAUCAUCGUCCGUCGUCGCAAUUGAGACCAAGCCGGUUGAAUUGGUUGCACCGAGUGAUCCCGAACAUGCGACGGACACGAACUCUCCAUCCGCGUACUUGUUCAACGAUGUAUCGACGCAAGCCACGGGAUCGUCCAAGGGAGGAAUUCUUAACGGUUUGAUGGACAGCAUUGUGAGUUACCUUUCCGACGCGCCGGCGCCUCCUCGUCUCCGUUCCCGCCCGCAGUGCGCGCCGACGGCCUAG
Molecule: messenger RNA, 2082 nt
Organism: Saprolegnia parasitica CBS 223.65
Lineage: Eukaryota; Oomycota; Saprolegniomycetes; Saprolegniales; Saprolegniaceae
Exons: 1
Coding region: 1-2082 (693 amino acids)
Source: RefSeq, a predicted model, not a curated record